AUGACGCUUUUUUACCAAGGAUCCCUUCAGGAUGGCAUUUCUGCCGCUGUGAGAGAUACCAAAGCUGUUAUUUGCUUUGUGCGAGAUGACGAAGAGACCAGCUCUACAUGGGAAGAGACGUAUUUUGGUGAUGAGGAGGUUGUGCAAGCGCUCAAUGCUAAAGCAGUUGUGUUGCGAUUGACAGCAGGGUCACAGGAAGCUGGAUUUCUGGCCUCAUUCUGUCCGAUUACGAAAUUUCCGACAGUGAUCCUUAUCAAGAAUGGCACGUUGAAGGAAUACAUCGGGCCAGAUGUGUCGAAUGAUGACUUCCGCAGCCGAUUGCUUGCAGCUCUGAAGGAUGACCAGACACCCAUUCCUACGCAGCAACCGCAGGAUAGUAACCCUCCCACGGCACCAGUUGACCUUGCACCUGUUCCUGCGCCUGUACCUGCGCCUGUACCUACAUCUGCACCUGCACCAGCACCUACCGCACCCACCGCACCCCAAAGUAAACCCCAGGUGCAAUCUAAAGCUGGCAAAUCGGCCCAAUCUGCAAGGAAAGCAGCUGAAGAUGCCAUCAAGAAAAGAGCUGCAUCUAGGGAACCUCCUAAGAAACCCGCAGAACCAGCAUCAUCAGCGAGCUCCACGCCUCAAACACAGACGGCCAAGCAAGACAUUAAAGGCAAAGCACCAAUGGGAUCCAAAAAACUCACCGAAGAAAGCAGCGCAAAAGCGCAACUAAGUCUACAGUCCCUCGAGGACCCCCUACCGAGUACCGACUACAACUUCACACCCACCCAGAGCAUCCGCGACGACGUACGGCCUUGGCUCGACGCGAAGAUGGAAGGCGACAACCGACCCUACAACCUCAAACACAUCCUAACCCCCCUGCCCAGUGAAACUCUGUCCGCCGCCCAGGAGGCGCAAACUCUCCGAGACCUGGGUCUUGGCUCCACUGCAAACUUGGUGAUGGUUCCCGUGUCAACGUACACAGAUGCCUAUGCAGCAGCCGGUAGCCUGCCUGUCCGCGGUAUCUCUGCCAUCUAUAACCUCGCCUCUUCGGCUGCCAGUACGGCGACGGGUAUGGUGGGUUCCUUCCUUGGAUAUGGUUCGGCUGCACCGGCAAGCGACACGGCUUCCUCGGCGCCUCCGGCUGGAAAUUCUCAGCGCCCUAUAAAUGCGGGGCCUAAUAUACGGACAUUGAGGGAUCAGCAAGAUGGACGUGGGGAUAGUCAGCUGUACAAUGGGAACCAGUUGAACUUCGAGCCGCGAAUCGAUCAAGGUGACAAGGAUAAAUGA
This is a messenger RNA of Penicillium bovifimosum, 1278 nucleotides long. RefSeq lists its product as uncharacterized. The transcript is spliced from 6 exons. The coding region runs from base 1 to 1278 and encodes 425 amino acids. Lineage: Eukaryota; Fungi; Ascomycota; Eurotiomycetes; Eurotiales; Aspergillaceae. The record is from RefSeq and is a predicted model, not a curated record.